Podarcis lilfordi (Lilford's wall lizard) is the source of this 28803-nucleotide messenger RNA. Lineage: Eukaryota; Metazoa; Chordata; Lepidosauria; Squamata; Lacertidae. The record is from the annotation of a GenBank genome assembly.
AUGGCCCUUCACCGUGGGAAUUCCUGGGUCCAAAAGAAUCUUGUAAGGAGCCCAAAGCUUGCACACUUUGAACUUUGUGCCUGUCUUUUUGGGGAAAAUUUUACAAAGCAGAUAAUGCAAACUGUUCACAGUCUAGUCUUUGCAGCAUUUAUUUCAGCAUUUAUUUAUCUUUGCAAAAUAUCCUCAGCAAAAGUAAAAAAUAAAUAAAAAAAUGUCAGAUCCCUGCCCUGAGAGUCUUGCAGUCAGAGUCUUGCAGGGUGUCGAGACAAAAAGGAUGGUGGGAAAGGGAGAGGCAAUAUUAACAUGAGCUGGAUCACUGAGUGCAAUCCUAUACAUAGUAGUAGUAGUAGUAGUAGUAGUAGUAGUAGUAGUAUACCACCUUUCAUCCAAAGAUCACAGGGUGGUUCACAACAGAAAAAUACAAAAUAUUUUUUUCAAUUAUAUUUUAUUAAGUUUCAACAUUUUGAACAUAUAGAGUCAAAACACAAUUUCAUCUUUUCUCUUAUUUUUGUUGACUUCCCACCCCCUUUUCUAUGAAUUUGUUGUUUCUCACUUCCUGCACUGUAUCUUCUAUCAAAUCAUAGCCACGAUAUUAUAAUCUAGUUACUUCUGUUGCUAUUAAGUAUGCAAAACACUUAAUAGAUGUGGCAAGGCAGGCAGGUGGGGCUUGAGCGAGGGCAGGCUGAGAUUGGUGGGGCUGUGGCCCUUUCGUCCAUACGGACCACCCUCCACUACAUUAAAGGAUGAAGGUGGUUGCAUAGCAUUUGCUAAUGAAUAAAAGAAACCCCAAUGUCUUUUCAAUCUUCUUCUUCCCUAACAGAUCAGUCCAAACAGUUUGUCGUGGAGUCUCUCUACAUCAUCAGCUGCUACGGUACUUUGGUGGAGCAUGUGCUGGAACCGCGGCCCCUCAGCACUGCCCCAAAGAUAAGCGACGACACCCCACUGGAAAUGGUGACUUGUCCAAGGGCCAGCUGGACGCUCGUUAGGUAGUCUUCCCUUUCCUAACUUCUGCUCUUGCUUCAUUUUGUGCUUGCGGUUAGAGGUUCUUCUUCUCGGGUCCGAUUCGGAACUUCCAGCCUCCAGGGGAUCCAGUUCCAGGGCGUUCCACAGUUUUAAUCACAGGUGGAGGUGUCAGAGCAAAAUGUAUGUGGGAAUUCCCUUUUCAUGCAACACACAUUCCACAAGAAAAAAAACUGCAGUCAGGGUAAAUUGUCUACUGAACUAGACAGACCCAAUGGUCUGACUCAGUAUAAGGCAACUUCUUAUGUUUUUAUGUUCCCAAUUACAACAUAUAUAUUGCCGCUGUUGGAAUAGCUCAGUCGGUAGAGCAUGAGGCUCUUAAACACAAGGUUGUGGGUUCGAGCCCCAAGUUGGACAAAAGAUUCCUGCAUUGCAGAGGGUUGGACUAGAUCAGUGGUUCCCAACCUUUUUUUUGGCCAUGCCCCACCUAAGCAUCUCUAAAAUCCUGACACACACACCCCCCCGGUGACAUAUAAGUCUUAUUAUCCAAAAAGUGAACUAUUCAUGUGGAGGAAGCCUAAAAGGCCAUUAACUUGGUCUAACUCAUUCUCAAAUUGCCCCCCUCCAAAAAAAUCAAAUUGCCCCCCUGUGGGGUGUGUGCCCCACGUUGGGAACCACGGGACUAGAUGAUCCUCGUGGUCUGUUUCAACUCUGCAAUUCUUUGAUUUUAUAUGGGGAUCUGGAGUCUACUCAUGUUGGUGUGUACUCUGAGCUUAACUAUAAUAAUGAUAGUCAAUUGUUCUGCAUCAAGUUCACCUGAAAUCUGUGCAAAGCGAUGACAUCUUCUGCCCUGUUCCAGCCUAACUGGGAAAAUAGAGUGGAAGGAGGCAGACAGAUUGGCCCCACAGAAAGGUCCCUUGGGCCUGAUCAAGCCCAGGGGCUGCCAACUCAGCCCUCCGCAGCCUGCAGCGAGCGACUAGACCAAUUGUCUUAUGCAGGUCUUCCAAGCGGGUGUGUUCUGAAGGCUAUUUAAAGAAAUUAGCCAUGACUUACCGAAUAAAACCAAAGGAGGAUUGCUGAGAAAAUAUUGUCGGUGCUUUUGACAUUUUAAAAUAUUUUUCAAUUGAUUUUCUUUUCUUUUUUUCCUGUUUGGUAGGCUCCAAUCUUCUUCAGUGCUGGCUUAUUCCUGGCUUAGACUAAUCAAUACAUGAUUUGCCAAGCAAUUGAAGAGAGGCCAGCCCUGAUUAAAAUGACAACACUGUCUUUCUUUCUUUCUUUCUUUCCCAGGGCCAUUAUUGUCAAAACAAGCAACUUGUAAUGGCAUUGUGAAUUCUAGCCGGAUCAAUAUUCUGUAACUUUGCACAACUUCUUUUUCACAGAUCCUUAGUUCUUGCAGUGUCAUAUGAUACAUCAAUGCCCUGGGUUAGGAUCAGGUCAGGCCUAAGCAAUGAGUUAUGAGAAGUUGCACAAAAGUGGCAAACCCACAUCCCCCAGAAACAUGCUUUUAAAAAACCCUUGCUGGGUUUCUGUGGCGGCCAGUGAAGGGGAAAGUAGAAAAAUAUGUUAAUUCAGUGACUUCAUGUCACACAUUUAUCCAAGUAAGCAUUUCGUUUAAAAAGUCUUAAUUCAUCAGCAUUUUAGUUUGAGUUUCUUCUAAUGUCCACAUUUCUCUAUGCAAUUUUGCCCAUUGUAUCCAUUUUUGCAAAACAAGAUUCCAUAACAUAAUGCAUUUUUUGCAUGUUCUUUUCACAGAUAUAUGCAUCUUUAUGCACACUUAGCCCUAGAGUAUGUGAGUAUGAGACUGAAGAACUGAACUACAAAAUUCAGAGUAGUGUGAAUUUUGAAGGAUGGCUGUGUUUGCAUAUUGUUUCAGAAAGUGCAAAAUUGAUGGGUUUUUCUGUAAACAUGGACCGAAUUGGAUUUCUUCCCCACCCUUAACUAGACCACUGGUUCAUCUAGACAGGGGUCUCCUCAGACUAACAGCAUCUCUCCACUUUUCGAAACAAUAUGCAAACUGAAACGCUUGCCAUACUUAGAAAUCCACACUUCUCCAUAUUUUGCUGUGCUGUUCUCCAGCCAAAUAAUGUGUACCAAAAAUGCAUAUACUAGAGCAGGUGUCUUCAAACUUUUCAGACCUGGGACUUUCAACCCAAACAUACAUUUAGGACCCCUUUCUGAAUCUUUCACCAUACGUGCUCCUGUUGCAACCCACCUUGGAUCAGGCUGCAGCCCACUGCUGGGUCCUGACCCACCGCCUGAGAACCAGUGUCCUCAAGGCAAAGUUUGUAUAUAAACACAUACAUUACUGAAAAUAGCAUACAAAAACAAAUUACACAAGGAAAAUUGCAAAUUUGUAUAUUAUGCAAAAUUGCAUAUAAAGAUGUGUGUAGUAGGAGAAAUCCACACUCAGAUCAUGAGGACUUGUUUCUUUUAAAAAGAAAUUCACAGAACUAAUGUGAAAGUGCGGACAAAUGCAGUUAAGGGGGGGGGGAAUGAGAAACAGAAAAAUUGAAAUGGACAGGUUCAGCUAUCCCUAGUUCCAUAGCUCAGUAGUCCCCUUGGGUUUCAGGUGGCAAGAGUUCUUUCCCAUCACCUGCUGCCUGUUUGCUGUGAGCCCCCAAGCCAGUUUCAUACUGACGUUCGAUAGACAAAUAAUCUGACCUGGUGGAAGUCAGCUCCCCCUGUUCCUAAAUUGAUCUCUGUGUCAGAAAGAGUAAUGUAUGAAGCAUGCGUGUUUUCACAACUUCCCUUCAGGUUGGGCCACUCCUCACCCCUUUCCCAUCUGUGUGUGUGUGUGUGUGUGUGUGUGUGUGUGUAAUAUUCUGUGCUUGUACGAAACGACUUUAAAUAAUUAUAAACACUGCACUCUCUUGCAUAAAUAAUCGGAUGCGAUGACACAGAUGCUGAUUUUUCUUCCAGCUUAAAUAUUAAUACUCUUUCGUGUUGCUUCCGCAGAACUCCCCAGUGGACUGAACUGCAGCCGCCCUUUAACUUGAAUCAUCCGCUGCUCCUGGCCGCAGAUUCCGUGCAGUGCUACCAGUAUCUGCUCGUUGGCUGUAAGUAACUUGGAAAACUCUCCCCUCUGGAAGCUGACCGUGUGGCUCUUUGUUUGGGAAAGGAGAAACAAAUCCUUGGGAACUGAAACCUUUGUAGUUGCAACAGCUCCUCUCUCUGGCGUCAAUAACCCUUGCGGCACUUUCAGGGUGUUCUGCACCCCCACAAAGGAUUCAAAUUAUAUGCAUGCUUAUUCCCUCACUGGUGUCACUUCAUACUCGCACGUAGUCUUAGACAACAGAAAUGGGGAAACCUUUCUCACCCCAGGACCUGCAUUUCCUUAUGGGUGACAUUCUAGGUGUUGGGGUGCCCAGGGAGGAAGGGGCCAGGGAGAGAAGUGGGUGGUGCAACAGAUGUGCUACUUAUCUUUAUAUGUUGUUGUUUAGUCGUUUAGUCGUGUCCAGCUCUUCGUGACCCCAUGGACCAGAGCACGUCAGGCACUCCCGUCUUCCACUGCCUCCCACAGUUUGGUCAAACUCAUGCUGGUAGCUUCGAGAACACUGUCCAACCAUCUCGUCCUCUGUCGUCCCCUUCUCCUUGUGCCCUCCAUCUUUCCCAACAUCAGGGGCUUUUCCAGGGAGUCUUCUCUUCUCAUGAGGAGGCCAAAGUGUUGGAGCCUCAGCUUCAUGAUCUGUCCUUCCAGCGAGCACUUAGGGCUGAUUUCCUUAAGAAUGGAGAGGUUUGAUCUUCUUGCAGUCCAUGGGACUCUCAAGAGUUUCCUCCAACACCAUAAUUCAAAAGCAUCAAUUCUUCAGCGAUCAGCCUUCUUUAUGGUCCAGCUCUCACUUCCAUACAUCACUACUGGGGAAACCAUAGCUUUAACUAUACGGACCUUUGUUGGCAAGGUGAUGUCUCUGCUUUUUAAGAUGCUGUCUAGGUUUGUCAUUGCUUUCCUCCCAAGAAGCAGGCGUCUUUUAAUUUUGUGACUGGUGUCACCAUCUGCAGUGAUCAUGAAGCCCAAGAAAGUAAAAUCUCUCACUGCCUCCAUUUCUUCCCCUUCUAUUUGCCAGGAGGUGAUGGGCCCAGUGGCCAUGAUCUUCGUUUUUUUUAUGUUGAGCUUCAGACCAUAUUUUGCGCUCUAUCUUUAUAUAGUAGGGUGCAUUCCAGCAACGCAAUAGUAAGAGGCUUCUACACCACAACACACCUCUCCAUCCCUCAUCCAGGCAAGCAAGAGGCAGCAGUCACAGUUUAAGGACACCUUCUGGCUAGGCAAAAGCAUGCGAGGAGUGUCUUUAGCAGGGUUUUUGAGGGGUGGUAGGGGAAAUUCCUGAGGGCCAGACACAGAGGUCUGAUGGGUCUCCUUCAUCUCCAAGGCUUGGAAUUCCCCACUCAUCCUACAUUAAAGGGGUUGAUUAUUCUGUAUUAUUUCAGGGGGAGAGGGUUAGACCCCAUUUACAAUGAGUGUGUGAAAUAGUGCUUGUCCCACCCUGCACCAAUUGCUACCUGGCAGCAGCAGCAGAGGAGAGGAGAGCAGGGCCAUUUCGUUGGUGCAACUUUUGGCUCUGCCUCUCCCCGAACUCUUUUUGCACCCUAGCAGAUCACUAGAAAAACCUACGACUAGGAGUUUGUACCUGAGUUUGCUUAUUUCCUCCUUCCUCCCUAUCCAUUUUCCUUUUGUGUCGUGUCUGUUCAGAUUGUAAGCCUGGGAUCAGGGGAUCCUGUGUUUAUAUAGCUCGGGUCACCUUUUGGGUGCCGAGAUCAGCAGCGGGGGCCGUCAGAAGGGCAAGGAAUGGGAACCAGGAAGGGGCUUUCUCUGAGCCAGCCCCUAACUGGUUGAAUUCCCUCCCCACAAAGGUGGACCUAGCACCAUCAGUCUGCAUUUUCCGCCAUAUGCUGAAAAUAUGCCUCUUUACCCUGCCCUUUGACAUAUGAUUUUAUAUAUAGACAGGACUUGCUCGGUGCUUGGAGUGAUACAGCUGCAGGGAUCUUCUUACAUACCUAUCCACUGGUAGAUCUCUGGUGGAUCAGCAAGAAUUUCUGACUUCCAAUUCUAUAACAAUAGCAACAACAUUUUGAGCAGUUUUUGUUUUUUUAAGAUAAAGAGGCUCAAUAGUCUGUAGUCCCCGUCCCCCCACAAAAAGAACACAGAAAAAACCAUGGAGAAGUAACUGAAGACUUGGAUCAAUUCCAGUAAGAAAAGGGAGCCUCCACAUUGAGUUAGCUAGUUCCACAGGUUCUAGAUCUCAAGGAGGUUUAGAAAAGGCUACAAUUUGCUUGAGACAGUAUGGAAUGCGAAUGGAUGCACUGAGUUAUGUUACUGUAUUUUGCUUGUUGCUGAUCUUAACCUUCCAAGGGCCCUGGUGGUCAUAUGGGAAAACAUGCUCCCUCUAGGAAUUAGAACUCAGACUGCUGAGACCUCGUAAGCUGAUUGCGUAGACAUUUUAGCAGCAGUUUACGGCAAAGCCACAGCCUAUUUUUGCACACUUUUAAUAGUGCCUUUCUGUUUACUGUCAACCUUAACCAUUUUGCCAAUGAAGUCCCCUUUUAAAACCCCAUCCAGCCCUUCAGAUGACUGAGUUUUCAUGUUGUUGUGUGUUCUUUCACUCUCUUGGGAACUCUUGGCUUGAGAUGUGCAAAUUUCAUCUUGCCCUCUCAGACGCUAAUUUGUGCGUGAAAACUGAAAAAGUGGAGACUCUAAUUUAAUAUCUCUACAUCCCAGGCAGCAAAGUGGAAGCGCUUAAUCCAAUCGGCUUGGUUGAUGGCAAGCCUCCCGUCGUAAUAUUCUAUGGUAUCGGGUAGACGUCUUGGCCCUAUCUGGCGCAGGUUGCUAUGGGGAGGAGGGCUAGGCUUGUAAAUUAAUCUUGCUCUUAAAGGGAGAAGGAAAACAAUCAUCAUAAAGAAGCCGAAAUGUUUCUGUGUAGGAGAAGAAAAGACCAAAGGCCAGAAGGAUGCAGCUUGGCCAUGUUCCUAGGAAUUGUAAACAUCCUCUCACCCUUUAAGGUGGGAAAAGAGCAGUGAAGUUUUGCAUAAAAUAUGCAUAGAUGCAAUAUAUAGUCCUACUCAGACUAAGUUAGGUUCAUUAAUUUCAGUGAGUCUACUCUGAGUAGCUUUCUCCUGCUUCUUAGUCUUUGUGCUGCCUCUUGUAGAAGCAAUGCUUUUUUCACUCAGAGGGCAGUGGAGCACAGUUCUGGCACCUCUCAGGUGGGCGCCAUUGUGGGCCACCACCCCCCCGGUCUCUUGCCUUUACAUAUUUCUGAGAAGCCCAAAACAAAUAUUUCAAGUCAAAACAGAAGCUGGCCAGUGUGUGCAAGUCUACAUUUUUUUUUAGAUCUACGGCUCCACCUAGCUCCUAGCCAGUCCUAGCCCCAAUUGGUCAAGCUAUGGGGCCCAAAUUGUAUUCCCUUUUUUCAAUCCGUCUCCCACGUAGCGGCAGCAGGCUUUAAGCUUUCCAGCAAGGCCUCUACCAUUGCACACACAUGCAAUUGCCCAAGCUUCCAAGCUGCCCUGGCCGUCUGCCUGAAUCUAAGAGAACAAGGGAGAUGGGGCCGCAUUUAUUUGACCUGCACCAGAACCAGGGGUGGCCCCCAAACCACCUUGGGAGAGAACUUGCCAUAGCCUUUAGCACCUCCACAGGUGGUGAACGCAGCUAUUGUCAAACCGGAAUCUGUGCAGGGCUGCCCUGAGUUGCCUGGCAACUUACUGUAACAAUUUCAUGGUGAGUUCUGGCACCUAAGACUUUUAGAGUCAGCUGUUAGGGUUGGCAUAAAACAUCCACCACCAGUUUCAAAGGACCAGCUUGCAAUUUCGAGUCAGAACUUUCUUGUCGUCUUGAUUGACACCCCUGUUUUGUCAAGACCCUGCCUGGAUGCCCAGCAGUGGCUGCAUUUGAGCAAAGAGGCAACACCCGCACACCCGCACUGGCUUCAUGUGUGCCAUUUUCAACUCCUUCCUCCAUCGUUUAUUUUCCUUCCCCUUCCCUGCCGCUGCCCCACCACACAGUAGUCAUUUGUCAAAAGAAUGUAUGUUCCCACAACGGACCUCCAUGAAUGGCGCCUUUCAUGAGGGAUGGGGACCUCCCAAAGAAAGGUGACCAAACCCCACCAUCUCAUAGCGGGAUCGAUGUGCCGAAACAAGGCUUUGCUAAAUUGCUGCCUGUGGCUGUGCUUAUUUUGCCUAAUGCUUUCCAUCUUUCGAACCAAAAUAAUUCCUUAGUUCCUAACCAGCUUUCUUUUGAGUCUUCCAAGGAAACUCCAUCAGGGCCAAAGUUGUUUAAUAGUAAUAAUAUUCAGCAUUCGUAGUCGUUCUUUUCGAAUGUGCAAAGCAAUGCACACAGGCUGUCUCGGUAAUCCUUCAAACAGGGAUAGCUCAGUCGGUAGAGUGUGAGGCUCUUGAUCUCUGGCUCGUAGGGGUUCCAAUGCAUAUUAUGGAGCUCCGCUCAAAAUUACAACUAAACAUCAGGAAGAACUAUUUGACAGUAAGAGCUGUUUGACAGUGGGAUGGAGUUGGGAGGUUGUGGACCAGGCAUAGGCAAACUCGGCCCUCCAUAUGUUUUAGGACUACAACUCCCAUCAUCCCUGACCACUGGUCCUGUUAGCUAGGGAUGAUGGGAGUUGUAGUCCCAAAACAUCUGGAGGUCCAAGUUUGCCUAUGCCUGUUGUGGACUCUUCUCCAUUGGAGGUUUUUGUGCAGAGAUUAAAUGGCCAUCUGGAUGCUUUAGUUGAGAUCCUUGCAUUGCAGGGGGUUGAACUAGAUGACCCUUGGGAUCCCUUCAAACUCUACCCUUACAUGAUUCUGAAUCCCCUUGCCUCAUCUUAGUUCUGCAAUGCCAUUGCCUCAGACACCGUGUCGGGUGGUGCUUGGCACAGAAGUCUGUGCUUUGAUUUUAGAACACUGUUGUUCCAAAAUAGCCCUGAAUGUAAAAAAAUAAAUAUAACCGUAGUAAUCCUUCAGUUUUGCUCUUGAAAAGAAGCAAUGAAACCCCCACAUGGAAAACACACUCUUGAUAUAUGGCCAUAGGAAUCAGUUAUGCCACAUUAUGAACUUCCUGGGCUAUUAGAUCCCAUUAAAUACAAGAAGAUGGCAGAAGCCGAGAGCAGGAACCCUACCUGAGCUUGCUUCUACUCUUCCCCCCUUAGGGAAAUAUCUGUUAAGACACAAAUGCUCUGCUUACCUGCAGGAGCAAAUGUAAUGGUCUCACAUUAGCCGUGGCGGCCUGCGGUUUGAUGCGCUAUCGCUUCCGUCAGUAUGUUUAAUUGCCAGCAAAUGGCUAAAUGGGAAGUUGGGGGGUGAAUGGCCGCGGCUGUCUGCCAUGUGAGCGGUAAAAGGGAUUCUGGCGCCAUUUCAGGGUCGCGAUUUGUAUCUGUCUAUCAGAGCUCAGAAUGCAGGCCGUUUUCUCUUGGUUUCAGACCCUCUGUAUAGCAUUUCUGCCAAUUGUUUGGCUCCAUUAAGUGUGCGGCAGUGGAGCAGGGAGGCGGGUGUGUUGGGGGGAGGAGAGGAAUAAAAGCUUGAAUGGUCCGAGCCGCAAGGGGCUACGGAUAAGCCCUUUCUUUGUCCGGAGCUCGGAACACUGCAUUAGGUCUCAUUAUCCAUUUAUAAUAAGUGACCUUUGCCCCCCGAGGUCAUUGAAGAAAUACUCUGUGUGCUUUGCUAACAGAAGGUACCCCUCGAUCAGCCGACAGACGCAACAAUGAACCGUCUGAUAGUCUGGUCGCACAGGGUAUACUUUUGGGGCGGCGGGGGAGGCGAAAGGUUUAUAAAUAUACAGCUUGAUGCCAAAGCCUCCUCUCCCAUCGCUUUAAUCUUUUUUGGACAAUUCACGGGCAGCCAGGGGAAGGACUCAGCUCCUCGAGAGGGAGAAUGUAUUUGUACAUUUUAUUUUAACCUACACACACGCUGCUUGAAUUUAGCUACGGGUGACCUUUACACUGAUACUAGUGAAUGGUUUUAUUUAUUUAUUUAGAUUUUAAAAUAAAUAAAUUGCAACAGCAGCAUCGAACAGCUGGAACAAGGACAGUGUUGUCCGGAUGGAGCAAGUGUCCAAAGUGGUUCUGGAGGGUGGGGUGAAGUGGGCUUGUAAUCAGACUCACAGACCUGUGUGAUUUCGGGGUGGGGGAAUGAUUGGUAACAUCUGCUGCAGAAACCUGAAGGCAGAAUUCUCAUAUUGUGACCUACCUGGGGAUAAUAAAGAGUAUUUUUUUAACACACACACACACUUCUGCUCAAGGCUAUUCUAGGAACACUGGAAGUUGCCUUAUACUUUGUCAGAUCUUUUCUCCACCUGACUCAGUAUUGUCUGCACUGACCGGCAGCAGCUUUCCAGGGUUUUGAGAGGGGAUGUUCCCAGCUCUAAUGGGAUGUGCCAGGGAUUGAACCUGGGGCCUUUGGCAUGCAAAGCUGAUGCACUACCCCUGAGCUGACUGUCUUGGCUAGUCCCCUAUACUGUGUACAAUACAAUUUGAAUCUUGACAUACCAUAAGAACAAAGGAAACUUCUUUUUAUAUCAGUUCCGAGUUUUUGCCCAUCAAGCCUGGUAUGGUCUACACAGGCUAGCAGCAGCAGUUCUCAAGGAUCUCAGGCGCAGAAGGGACUAGCCCAUCUAUUGUUACAUGAUCAUGCUUUCUUACUUACAAAAACUAACAAACAAACUGGAGAUGUGGGGGACUCGACCUGGAUCUUUUUGUAUACCAAGUAUGUGCUCCAUCCCUGAUCUAAAGCAACACUUAUAUUCAGUGCAGUGUAGUGCAGGGAUAGUGAAUGUGGUACGCUUCAGACACUGUUAGACUGCAAGUCUCAUCAUCCUUGACCAUUGGACUUGGGCUGAUGGGAAUUGGAGUCCAGCCAUGUUGACUACCUCUGGUAUAGUGGGUGAAGGAUGUGAAUGUGGAACCUGUGGUCCUCCUGAUAAUGUUGGACUCCAGCUCUCAUCAUCCUUAACCAUUGCCUGUGCUGACUGGGGCUGAUGGGAGUUGUAGUCCAACAACAGUGUUCUUCAACCCUGGAUCAGAUAUUGUGGGACUACAACUCCCAUCACCCUUGACCAUUGGCCAUGCUAACUUGGGACUGAAGGGAGUCCAACAUUUUCUGGAGGGCCACAGAUUCUUUUUUCCACAGUUAAUGGGUUUUCCCGAGCAUACUGGCACCUUGAUGUGCACCCAGAUACACAGUAACUUACUUCCCCUAACCCCAUUAUACAAGUAUAAGAGCAACAAACUUUAGAUCAUGCGUUGGGUUCUUCCCCCACCCCACUCCAUUUCCCAUAAUCAUGUCAUAUGGAAAGGGCACCUUCUGUUUACGGGCAUUCUUCUUGGUCAGAUAUAUAAAAUUUAUGGGAAAAGGCCUACAGAAAUUAGGAGGAGGCUGAUGGCAAGAAUUAAUAUAUUAACUGGUCUGCAACAUUCUUUGACAAAUUGCUUACUAAAUACAUCAAAAUUGAUUGGCCGCUGUGUGUUUUUUGAAUUGACAAAUGAGUGCAUUAAAGGAAGGAGAGAAAUCUAUUAAUUACAGCUGCCCUCGACCGUAGGAAAUGUAAUGAUAUAAAUAUAGAUUUUGUUAAAACAAACAAACAAAAAACUAACCCCCAUCACCCCCUGACUUUUGCUGUAGGGUUUGCUGGUAAGCUUACACGACAUAUCUUCACUAUUAAAUCUCUGCUGGGAGGUAUUGCAGUGAGCAAUUGAUCUUGAAACAUGUGUGCUGGGUGGGAGCCUUUUUGUUGUGUUAAGAUGUGACACCACGUGCCACAGCAUGGUUGGGUUCAAGCUUUCUACAAGGAUCUCUUUCCACGCUGACCUGUCUACCAUGAAAACAUGAUGAUUUGAAGGGUGGGGCAUAGUCCAGGGUGGUGCUCUUCAACUUGGACCCUUAGAUGUUGGUGGUUUACAACUUCCAUCAUCCAUUGGCUAAGCUGGCUGGGCAUCAUGGGAGUUGUAGUCAAGCAACACCUGGAAGCCACAGAUUAAAGAACUAAGGUUCUAAGGUUCAGUGAGUUAACAUGGGAGUGUUGGUCAAGCCUAUUGUAAUAGAAUUGUAGAGUUGGAAGGGACCACAAGGAUCAUCUAGUCCGACCCCCUGCAAUGCAGGAAUCUUUUGCCCAACAUGGGGCUCGAGCCUGAGAUUAAGUGUCUCAUGCUCUACCAACUGAGCCAUCCCAGCUUCUUGUAUUCAACCUCCUUUUGCCUAAUGUGAACUGAGAACGGUCCAUAGCUGACAACUGGCAUUCUCUCACAGCUAUGUAUUGUGAAGAAUAUUCUGCCAUGGUGAGCAAGGUAUAUUUCAGGUAACCAUAUCCACCUUUGCACUGAGGAAGAGGUAAGGGGGGGCCUCUUUUCCCCUUGCACCACCUGUCCUCUGAUCUCUCAGCAAACCAGGGGACUUAGGCUCUCUAGGUUAUGAAUGGCCAGUCGACUUUAAUCCCAGCUAAGGUGGCCACUUGCACAUUGCCAGAAAAGGACAAAAGAGAGCACACAUCUCCAUACAUUUUUCAUAUGGGGGGCAGCACAUUGGCUAGACCAGCUUGAAGUUUAAGCCCCACAAUAAUGUGGAAGGAGUAUGGAGAAACACAUGCUGUACUGGUGGCAAUGUUCAGUUUUGCCCUGAAUCUCUAUGGCGUUAUUUGAAGACUAUCCCUAUUUGAACCAAUCCCACCAUCUGCCUCUUCUGUCUAAAUAGUAGCUGUGCUUUUACAAUAAGAAACUGAUGGUGCUUUAUCCACAUUUCAACAUUUUGUAACUUCUGGUAAACAACAGAGCAAUGUAUAUACAUUGCCUUGUGUUGUCCAAGCAGAAAGUUAAAUAUUCAUAUUGUCUCGGUUCUUCCUUUCGAUGUCAUUUUUUUAAAGCUUGCUAUGAAAUGUUACCUCUAGUGAGUUUUGCUUUUGCUUCCCAGAAUUAGACUUGGUUUAGAUACAGUAAUUAAGCCAGGCAUCAUCGUUGUCAAGAUGACUUAGCAGUCAACAUGAGCUAAUUGAAAGCCCGACUUGUUACUUUCUGGGCUAGAUUUUAGUUCUCCUGCAUAUAAUGACCUUAGAAUCCUUAGAAAACUAUAGGGUUUAUUUGCUCAACACAAACUUAGCAGCAGAGGAGUUAAGAGUAAACACAAUGAAAUUAAUGGACCCAAGUCAGUCGUGUCCAUUAUUUUCACUGGGGCUACUCUAGGCAGGACUAGCACUGAAUACAACCCAGAGUCAGUUGCUCUAAUUUCACACUUGGAAAUAUGUGGUGACCUGAACUGGUGAGUCAGUGAACAUUGGCACCUUUGACUUGUGUCCCUUUGACGUGAUUGCACCAGAUUUUCAGGAACACGUUGCAGUUACAAGUUACGAGAUGGAAGGGAAAGCUGGCUCUCCAAGGGCGAAGUCUUCCUGACCAGAGUUUUAGGGCGUCUCACACCUGUGUCCGCCUAUGUGGCAGUUCUCCUGGGGGAAAUGUUGGGGACCAGCAAGGAGAACAGCACUAGAGUGACCCAAAUAUGUAUUCAGGAAAGGGAAGCACUUUUUGGUGCUCGGGAAAGCUGGCACGAAAUGAAGGAAGUCGCUUUGGCUCAGCACCGUUGGAAACCUUCACCUGCCAAAGAACUUGUAGUUGCAAAGCCCACUUCCAUGGCCCGCUACAGAAGGUACACAGCCUGCAGAAGGCCCCAGGGUCAACCCCCAGCACCUCCUGGUACGGCAGGGAGAGAGCCCCCUUCCAGAAAUGCUGGAGAGCUGCUGCCAGUCAGUGCAGACAAUACUGAGCUAGGUGGAUUGAUAGUUCGACUCGGUAUAAGUGCAAGUCCCUGUGUUUCACUCUGGUGAAAUCAAAAGCGGUUGUCUCAAUCAAUCAUUUCCCCGCCCCAAACACUUUCUGUGAAACCGAAUGUACGGUGAUUUCAAGGAGCGGAAACCUGGCCCCAUGUCGCUGCCCAAGACUCCUCAUAUUAAGUGGUAAGGUCAUUGCGAUAAGCACUUCCGUGUCUUAACACAACCUUUCGCGAGCCAGCCUGCAUUACCUCUCGUUUACUUGAAAGGCGUUUGUAAGUGGAAACGUCAGCGUCCACGGCCCAUGGGGAAACAAAAAGGAGGGUUCCCCCUCCCUCUCCUUAAGACCUGACUGUGUUGCCCUUUUCCUGAAGACAGAGAGGUUAAGUGGUGAAAGGAAGUACAAAUAAUUCCUUUUGCCGAGCGUAUGACAGAGCAAAAUGAGUAGAAACAGGGCAGGCUUCCGUUCUUCCAUCGAGCCGAACUAUCUCGGACAGGUGGAGCCUCUCUGGGGGCUCAGAAAACGCUCCCCCCCUUGCUCUGUGCAGCCGUUUCAUAAACAGACCCAACCAAGACAUAGUCAUCAACUUGGGACUGUUUAUGCAGAUGUGAGAAAUUUGCUGCGAUCUUUACAUCCCUUUGUGGCUCUGGGUGUGUCCACGUUCGUUGUAUCUCGGUAGUAAACACUGGUCUGUCCCCUGUGUGGCUCUCAAACGCUGGGAGUAGUUCUGAGGGCAGGAGGGGGGGAAUUAAAAUAACUUUCAGAUGCCUACAAACAACAAUAACAUGCUGAAAUGGUUCUUUUUUGCUGCUCUCGCUUGGUCAUCUGGAACUUCUUAAAAAAGAUGGUGGUGGUUGGAGAGCGUUUGGGGAGGGGGAUUUCCAUCAAUGCGGAGAGGUCAGUUUUCAAAGCGGCGUGCGAGGGUUUAGCUGUGCGAGCCCUCCUGACGCUAAUGGGAGUCAAACGGCUAAAUCCCCGCGCUCCGCUUUGAAAAUUUACUACUAAGCCUCUUGACUUCUCACUACAUACUUUGAUUGUAACAGUAAUCCAUGGUUAACAUAAUUUUCCCGACAAUAAUGUCAAACAUACUUUUGAAGUCGGUGAAUUAUAGAAAGAAGUUACCUCUUCCGUAACUCUUUAAAGAUGGCCCCAUCAGGCUGAUUUCACAGUAGGCCCUCGCCCCUGAGUUUAUUCUCCAACACAAGAGAAGAAUGUAUUUGUUGCCGCUGUUUGGAUCUUUGGCUGCAGGCUCUCUGUGCUUGAAAAACCCAACGCUACUCAGCUGCAUGUUGCUCACACAGCCCCAAUCUUAACAGGGGUGCCUUUCACAAGGGAUGCCGUCUGUAUGCCUUUUGUACUAAAUUUGGUCCUGACCUCACAAAUGCUUUUUUAAAAAAAUGACUCGCAGAAUGUGGGUAGGCCUGCAUAUCUUGUAACUCCCCAGCCAUGUGCAUUAAAUGCACUGCAGGCAGGGGGUCAGCUCACUAAACACUUCUUUAUUAUUUAUUUGAUAAACUCCCAAAGAAGAUUAUAACAAUUUUAAAAAAUGAGACCGUCCCCUGCCCACAGACUUACAAUCUGAAGGACACAACACAAAAGGAAAGGGGAUUGGGAGGGAGGAGGGUGGAAAGCCAACUUUGAGCACUAUUUCAUAGAUUAAAAAAGAUCUUAUAGUGUGUUCUUUUUCAGAGUAGGGAGUGGCAAAGCAAGCUUUUUGCAGCUGCUUCUUCACUGGGCGAUGGAUGGAACCGAGCAGGUCUUCCCCUCAUGAAGAUGAUAUCCCUGGGAAGCAGAGGGAGCAGCUUCCUAAUAGCCCCGGGUCCCUUGGCGGAUGGUUGAGGGACAGCAAGAGCCUUCCUUCUGCUCUCCAGUCGUAGAGCACCUAGCAGUUAGCGCUGGGUGUUCUUUCUGACACUGAGAGCAGAAGCAGGCUCCCUGCAGUUGCUCCUUCACUGGCCAAUGGAUGGGGCCAUGCUGAUCUCCCCCUUGCCAAAAUCUGCUUCCUGGGAACCUUGACAGUUGAUAGUCAUGUGUGAUGAAGGUGAUUAUUGACCCAGGGCCACCAGGGCCAACUUAAGACGUUUUGCCGCUUGAGGCAAAACAGAAAAUGGCACCCCCUGCUGCUGCCUCAUACCUUUCCCUCCUCCUUCUCUGCCUGAGGUGUCUAGAGGCAGCCCGGGGAAGCUCUGACAUUCAGUGUUGACUUAAAUAAUGAGAUUGGUCCAAAUGCGAGUGUGCAUCAGGCCCUCCAGUCCCGUGGGUGGAGGCCAGUGUCUUUCCUUUUCCUAAGGAGCAAAGUUGUUGGGGAGGCUGCAAGCAUCAGGAGCUCUUGCGGCCCGAAAUGGGAAGCUUCAGUUUUGUGGGCAGCUUCUCAGUAUGGUGAGUGAGCAGAACUGCAUUUUGGAUCAUCAUCAUCUUGGGCAGUGAAUCAGGCUCAUUCAAGCUAGCCAAUGGACCCUCCUGGACAGGAAGGGCUAUAUGAGACUUCCUCUUUGGACUAAGACCAUGUGUGAUCCAAAAGGUCUUCCAGACUGUCUCCUGGGUUUGCCAGUCUCUGUAGACAGUAGUGAGCUAGAUGGACCAAUUGCCUGACCCUCAAUAUAAGGCAGUUUUCCUGUGCCCUGAGUAGCUUGCCUUGCCUUGCCCAAGCUAGCUUGCUGCCCUCAGGUGUGGUGGAGGAUAUUAUCCUAUGUGGAAGCAACGUUCAUUUGCCCCUCUGGUACAGAGUGGGGUGGUGUCAAUUUGCCCUUCAGCCCCAGUGACUGUUUGAUGAGGGUGUGCUUUGCCUGGUUUUAUUUCAGUCUUCCCAGGUCAUCAUCCAGUGUGAAUGUCAGUAAACACACGCAUUCAUAGACAUAUAUCCUGGAUUCUGGCAAGUUUGAGUCAGCAGCCCUAUUGAAACGACAGCUUACUAGAUACCUAUAUAUCUAUAUCUAUCUCUAUUUAAGUUCAGCAUGGUUCCACAACACCGAGUUUCUUCUGUGGGGGGAAGCAACACACCUGCAGUCGUCGAGAACCCACCAUGUCAAAGAUCUCUCUGCAGCACACAGAGAUGUCUGUUUCGUAAUUAUACCCUGUCUGUGACUGUUCUCCUGGGAGGAAUGUAAUGAGAGGAAAAGGAAACCAGAUCUCUGCAUUGAGCUGCUGAUAGAAAACCUGAAAAGAUUAAUAAUUGAGCAUCUAUUGUCCCCUUGUGUCGGAGGGCAAGGAAGAGCUGCAGUGGAUCACACGAGCAAGAUGUGCUGCUUUUAGGGAUUUGGGCUGCUUUGUCGUUUUUAAUCGCUGCAGCACCGUGUGGUUCUGCUCCUGCAGGGAUCAGGCCGCAAUUGUUCAGCACCCUUUUAGCUGCUUUAUGUACCACUGAUGUGGCUUCUGUGCUUUCUUUUCAUAAAUCCAGAUAAAUAAAAAAAUACAUCGGAAAAAAGAUCCCAAAGAUAAGAGCAUCAGAAGAGCCUUGCUAGAUAGCAUAAUCUAAUCCAGGACCCAGCAGCCUCUAAUGCAUUGCAGAAAGAGGAGGAACUGCAUCGCUUAAAAAAGAGAGCAGAGGGGACAGAUUUUGCAUAGAAUUUGCAUAUCCUGAUUUGUAAGUACUGAUAGGGAUGUAGGAAACUGACUUAUGCUGAGUCAGGCCACUGGUCCUUCUAGCUUAGUGUUGACUGGUGUCAGCAGAGGACACUCUCAGACCUACCUAUUGAACCUGGGACCUUCUGCAUGCAGGCAGAUGAUCUGCCACCAAGCUAAGACCCUUCGCCAAAUCUCUAAGUCAGGCAUAGGCAAACUCGGCCCACUGGUCCUGUUAGGGAUGAUGGGAGUUGUAGUCCCAAAACAUCUGGAGGGCCGAGUUUGCCUAUGCCUGCUCUAAAUGCAAAUCUCCAACAAUUUAAAUAGCCUUGCAAUGCAUCACAGCAUAGUGGGGAAGGCUAUGUUCAGGGGAUCUCUGUGCCUGCUCGCUCUGCUCUCCAGGUGCUGUUGAUGCUUCAGGGCCCCUCCUGCUGCUCUGCCUCCUUUUGGUUCUUUAUUUUAAAACUGGACUUCCACGACAGGACUGUUCCUCCAUAGAGUAGGAAACAUGACCACUCUAGAAGAGCAGCUUACAGAAGCCAAGGUAGCCACUCUGGGGUCCCACUCGCACCCCAGUCCUGGUGACUUUGACAAAGUGAAUUCUGUUUGGCCCCCUACCCCCAAUAAAAAAAAAUGGUGUUGAAUAUCAAGCUUGCCUCCAAGCGCCUGAGUUGUUAAAAAGUAUGCAUUUCUCCAGGUCAGCCAUGAGCCAGCAGGAAAAACAAAGGCCUCAUUCACACAAACAGCAGAUGUGACAUUAAAGCCGUUCCUGGACUGAAUGCUAGUGACGGCCCUGCCCUGUCAUCUUCAACUCUCUGAACUAAACUAUUCACCCUCCUGGUUGUUGGCCUGGCUCAAGCAUAUAGCAGAUGAGGUGGCAAAAGUUCAUUGCUGGCAGGGUGGGUGCAGGAUCACAUGGUUUGGAUGCUACCCCAUGAGCAGAAAAGGCUCUGCAUAUGGAAAAGCAGACUCUCAGUGAUCUGAAGAUGGCACAAUAGAAUUGCCAUUGUCUAUGAUGUGCACACUAAUUUUUGUUUCUGCCUUGGUAUCCUUUGUGAUGGCACAGGUGUUUUGAGCAUGGUAAAACCUCCAUAGCCCCACCUCCUUUGAAUAGCCCCACCCAUUCCUUGGCGAUGUGUGGCCAAAGCUGCCUUAGCUUGUUUGUGUGUGGGGGUAGAAAGAAAGAAAGAAAGAAAGAAAGAAAGAAAGAAAGUAAGUUACAUAUAGAUAAUGCAAAGCGGCUUCAUAAUGUACAUUCUAAUUACUAAUACCAAACUCAGGCACUGAGUUAUUAGCAGCUUUGCAUAGCCAAAACGAUGCUUCUGGGACACAAAAGGGAGAAUAGCAGCAUGUUCGAGGGAACCCAACUGUUUGCAGCCCAGUGAUACUGAGCAUACUUAGUAACCACAGAAUGCUGAAUUGUGGGGGUAAUGGAAAACAGGGGGAAUGAGAUGGAAUGGAGUAUCCUGAAAGUGGAUGUGUGGUUGGAUGACUGGCUGGAACAGAGAAACAGGAACAUGCCACACUGUGACAUCUUGUUGCUGGGUCUCCACUUGUCAUUUGAAACUGGAACCACAAUAAUCACUAGCAUUAUCUGCAGUUUCCCCCCCUUUUUUGGCUAUGGCAGAGAAGGCGAUUGGAUUUGGAGGAGACAGGGCAGUACAGCAGCAAUCAAAAGGAAAGAGGGGGGGAAUGAGGGGUUAUUUUGGCUGUGGCUGUAAGCACACUUACUUGAAAUCAGUGGAGGCUACUUUCAAGUCAGCUUGGCUCUGGGCUCUUGGUCUUUCAGUGUUACAACAGAGGAGACCAGCUGAUGCGGAGAGCCUAGAACCAGUUGUGGCUAACAUUAAGAUUUGCAAGUAAUUAACAACAACAACGCACGUAGUGUAUGGAUUUAUAGAGGCGCCAACAUCUAUUUACGGUCCUAUAUGUGUCUCUUUCCCAUUAUUAACUAGUUUACAGCACCGUUAUAAAAAAUGGGAGUGGGCAGAAACUUCACACGUCAAAGUUACCCCUGAAGCAACAUUUCCCUCGUUCUUUGCCCACUCUUCCGCCGCCCCCCCCCCCACUUUUUCUUCACAAUAUGCAGACUCUAAAGCUGGUUCAUUCAUAAAUUCUUUGUGCUUUUUAGUUCUAAUUGACACAAGGGGGACCUGCACUUCAGCAAAACGUUGCAGUAUUUUCUCAUCCCCUGACAAGGGCCUUCCUCUGAGAUACUGUAAGCUUUGAGGGUCCCUGUGUGCCACCUCUGGCUUCUCUUCAGAUCGUAUAAAAAUUUCGCCUGUGUGCCACCUCACAACAACACCGCCAAUCCCCAUGUUUCCCUGUCUUUCUUUUCCAGCGGAUGCAACGUCUAGUUCACAGAUGACAACAAAAUGACAGGAAUAAAACCAGUUACAAAAAUACAGCUACCUGUAGUCAAAAUACAUAGCAAAACAGCUCCAUUAAAACAUCUGUAAUUGAAAUAUAUAAUAAACACUCCCAUUAAAACAGCAUCAUGGUUAAAUUAGUUAUACCAUGUGAGGCCAUUGGCCCGUUUAGCUCAGUACUGUUUACCCUGACGGACAGCAGCUUCUUGCCUGAAAGAGCUUUUCACAGCUCUUCCUUGACAUGCUGGGCAUUGAACCCAAGAAGUUCUGCAUGCCAAGCAGGUGCUCAACCCCUGAGCUACAGCAUCUUUUAUGAUCUUAAAAGAUCUGUGUCCCUUAAGAAGCAAUGUCAAAAGGGACUUGAGGUUUACAGCCCAUUCCCUCCCUGCAAGAAGACAGAUUUUGAAGCCUCUACUCUUUCCUCAACAGGACAGGCACUGACCGUACCGUAAGCUCACUUGACACUCAUUUUAAUGACCCAGGGAGAAUCGGCUGGGAGCCAACAUUAAAACUUCCCUCUUUUCCCACAGCCCGUCAUUCUCUAAUCCCGAUCUUUCCUCGUUCUGGCAACCCAUUCAUGUCCCCCGGUAUUCCCACACACAUUACGUCGCCCUGAAUUCCGGACGUCCCCAGACGGCGGACAAAUCCCCUGUCCCCCGAGGUGUCCUGAUUAGAGGCAGGGUGGGGAGGCUCCUCGCGGCUGUAUUCUUUCGGUUAUAGAUUUCACUUAACGGUGAUAAAAUAUGGCUGUUUGGCAAAACAGCUGCUGCCGAGAUGUAAAUCAUCUGCUCCCACCUGCCAAAAAGAUCUCGGCCAACUUAAUUGUCAAGGCAGCUUCAAAUAAGUUGCAUUAACGUCAAGGCGGCUUGAUGGUUACGACUCCCUAGGCCAGGGGAGAAGCGCUGUGCUUUCGAGGGCAGCCUGCCCAGCACUGCCCGAGGAGGCGGUUUGUCACUGUGGCUUAGCUUGGCUCCUGCGUCUCCUAAAGUGGACAGUUUCUGAAAACUUUGCGGCGGGCACUGUAUCGUUGACGGUGGCGCUUGUCAAGGGGUGAGACGGCUCUGGAGCUGUCAGGUUUACUUGAAGCUGUUUCGCCAUGCUCCUUUGUCACUGCCAGCUGGAAGACACAAGCAGCUAGUUUGAACGGGAGCAGAGGAAGCUGCCAUAUACCCCAUCCAGAUGCCUUGGUCCAUCUAGGGCAGCACUGUCUACUCUGACUGGCAGCAGCUCCCUAAGAUUUCAGACUGGGAGUCUCCGAGAAUUUAGUCAGAGGAUGUUCCCAGCUGUACCUGAAGAUGCCAGGGAUUAAACCAGAGAUGUUCUGCAUGCAAAGCAGCAGUGGUAGACCUACAUUUUGGGGGGCUCUGUAGCUUGAACUCUCAUAGGGGCCCUUCACAACCAGAAAUGAGUUCUGGGUAUGCCCUGUUAUCUUCUUCAAUGGGGUUGUUCCAUGACAAAUCACCACACCUUUAAAACACAUGUGCUACUGACUUUGGGGUUGUUGAGAUAUAUACAACAACAAAAUCAUCAAUUUGAGCCGUAUGACUCAAAUUGGGUCUACUAGACUCCAAAAAAAUUAAGCAACGUGGCAUAAAGUUGCUUCUGGGGCCCCUCUGGAAUGAGGGGCCCUGAAACUUAAUGAGGAGCAUCCCAUUAGUCUCAGUGUAGAUCCACCCCUGCAAAUUAGAUGCUCUUCCACUGAGCAAUGGCUCCUCCCCUAAAGUGAACAGAGAAAACUGUAAGCAAAGUUAAAGACACAUUGCACUGUAGAGUGGGGUGCGGAGAAACAGAAAAAAUAUACUUUUGAUGCUGAUUGGUUUAUAUUUAUUGCUUUUAUUAACUGUUGCCUGGAGGAACCUAGGCUCCCUGUAACUCAUACAUCUUUUUGGCUUACUUAUUUAACUUAACAUGCUGCAAUUAUUUUCUUCCUUAUGCACAUCACAAAUGCAAUUUUACUUUGUACCUGGUGACCAGGACCUAAUAUUUGUUGUUUGUAUUGGUUCAUGCUAUUCUUAAAGUUAAUUAUAUUAUAUUUGAAAAGUUAACAGACACAUUUUGUCCACCUAGCUCAGUACUGCACUGCCUAUCCUGAUUGACAGUGGCUCUCUGGGGCUUCAGACAGGGGUCUCUCCCAAUCCCUGAGGCCAGGGAUUGAACCUGGGACCUUCUGCAUGCAGAACAGGUGCUCUACCACUGAGCCCCAGUCCCUUCCCUCUUUGUUUGCUUGUGAUGGCCAAACCAAAUCUAAGUAUAGGUUAAUUUCUAAGUGUUAAAAGUACUGGGCUUUACACUUAACCUGGAAAUUAGUCUGUUUGGCCAGCAUCUCCCAUUAAAAGGAUCAGGUAGCAGGUGAUGGGAAAGCCUCUUAUCUGCUUAGGUGUGUGGCAUCUCUGUAACACUCAAAGUUUUCAGCUCCCUUUAACCAUAGUACCUAUACUGAACUGCAGGGAUGAGGAGCAAUAUAUCUUUGGACACCAGAUGCCAAAAACUUGCAGUGAUGAAGAUCUGUUGCUUUCAUGUCCUGCUUGUGGACUUUUCACAAGAAUCUGCUUGGCCAAAGUUGGAAGCAGGGUCCUGCAGGAGAUGGUCCAUAGUUCUGAUACAGUGGGCACUGCUUGUAUUUUCAUGGAGGAGGCAAGAACACUUCUGAAUACCAGUUGCUGGAAAUGGCAGGAGGGAAGAGUGCUCUUGUGCUUGGGUCCUGCUUUUGGGUUUCCCAAAGGCAUCUGGUUCGCCACUGUGAAAACAGGAUGCUGGACUAGGUGGGCCAUUGGCCUGAUCCAGCAGGUUUUCCUUAUGGUUUCUUACACACCGUUCCCAAGAUGUCUCGCACCUAGGCUCAGCCUGAGCUACAGAACUAUGCCAUGCGUCUUCUGAACAUUAUUUUGACCCUCUCUCAUUCCUUUCCCCUUUCUCUUUUUUACACAGUGGUUCCUCUGGGAAGUCCAGGACCGAUCACACGGCACGAAUCUUACGACAGCUUAGCAUCCGACCACAGUGGGCAAGAAGAUGAAGAGUGGCUUUCUCAGGUAUAGAUAUUGCAGGUGGUGUGCAUGGUCCCAGAGCAAGGGCAAGGGACCUGUUGCCCUCUAGUCGCUGUCAGAUUUCAUUUCCCAUCAGGAAUAGGCAAUAGUCAGAGGUGAUGGGAGUUGAAGCCCAGCAACCUCAGGAGGGCCACAGAUGUCCCACCCUUCCUUUAGGUUGGCUACAUUGCUGGGAUGUUUGUGUGAUUAAAGUUGAGCCCAGAUUGGACCUGUCUGUUGGGUCCUCAGUGAAGUUCGAUAUCAGAUGGGUGCUCAUUGGAGGAACACCCACCAUAUUGCCUUUUGCCACACAAUCACAGAAUGCCCUCUGCAUUGCAGAGCUGGUGGAUCAGGAUCUUUGGGUGGAGCUCUAGGGGAUUUGGACUAGACCCACAAGUAGUGUGUAUCCUGCAGAAAAGUGUGCAUAAUAAUGCAUAUAUUUCUGAAAAUAAUGUUUUAAAUGGCACUGUUUUAAGAAACAUUUAUUUGCCAAAAAAAGGUAUAUAUUGGGCCAGCUUUCAUACAAUCCUGUGUAUAUUAGAAUAAAUUCGUGCAAAUGAAUUUUCAUGAGGAAUAUCUCAAACUAAUGUGGAAAUGUGAGGAACUGAAGACUGGAAAAAUCAGAAAUUGACAGGUUUGCCCAUCCCUAGGCUGUGUUGAUUUAGCUGCAGGUAUCCAACACCUAGGAGCUAAUAGCAACAGAGUGAAAAUCCCCAAGCAAAGAUUCAAAACAGCAAAACGGAGCCCACAUGCCUGCUUGUACUCCAGUGGGUCCUGUUCGUUGCUUUCUGGUGACUGCCAGUGUUUGCCACUUUUCAGACAUUCACCGAAUUCCUCAAGCACGCAUGCAAGUGCUGAUGGCCAACAAAUUCCGGACACCCACUGGAACAUGACUUAAAUUGUAAAGCAAAAAAACACACACACAAAAACCCAGCAGAAGUCUUUUGGGGCUGCUCAAGGGGUAAUCAGGAGUACUUUGGUUAUUUUUGUUAAGAGUGAUCUCGGAACACAAAAGGCGCGCACGAUCCCUGAGCCAGCCACUUUAGAUUAGAAGCCCCGCCGUGCGUGUGUCUUUUUCCAGACGAAAGUGUUGCCAUUCGCAGUAACAGCAUGCAGUGAAGAAACCCUGCCCUGCGCUUCCACUUCUCAAUUAGAAGAGUGGGUAAUGUGUGCUGUCAUUGGGAAGUACAUACAAUAUGUUUGUCCUGCACUCGGCGGGGGAGUGAAUGGGAACAUCUGGCUUGUACCCUUGGUGAAAUUGCAGAGGCAUCUGUUUACCUCUCGGGCUCUGCGGCGCUGAUGGUUUCGAGCUUAAAAUAUACAGAAUGCUUUAGUCGUGGCCUAAUUUACAUAGCGGCGCAAACGAGCUGCCUGCAUCAGGCAGACAGCCUGAGCUACCCCCACGAGAAGGGGAAAUGCGGAUUGAGAACGGAGCGGCCUGUGUGCUCGUCUUCCUAGGCUGGGAAAGAAUCGCCCAACAGCAAGACUGUGAUAAGGGGGGGGGGGGGAUACUUGUUAUAACAAUCACAAGUCACCUGGAGCAUUGAAAUUUGAGCAUCAGUAGAGACAAUGCAGCAGCCCAGGAAUCGUAUCUCUACAAAUAUGAAGCCAGCGUUGUGGGGAAUGAAAAUGACUUUGGAAGGCCACAUUCUGUGUCGAUUUAGAUUUGGGGGCCUUGUCUUUCUGCCUCCCCCAAGCAAAGCAGCUUUAUUCUUCUAUGAUGUUGGAACCUGUAGUCUUCAGAAGAUUCCUUUUACUUUUUUGCGUGCAAGAUGGUUAAACCCCCUUUUCCCCCCCUCUCCAUUUCACUUUGGUCUCUGAAUCUGAUGUUGCUGCUUUUCUGUCGUGGGGUUGUUUUUUGUAUGGCGGUGGCAUUAUUUUAACUUCACUUUAUAAUUUAUUUCUUUAUUGAACAAUUUAUCUGUUUUUAAUGCUGCCCUUCAUCAUCGAUUCUGUGGCAGUUUGUUUCCAACAGUCCAGAACGUAAUAAAAUACCAUUGAUGCUGUAAAGCUCAAAAAAAACCCAAAACAGUAAAGUAAUAAAGCAGUAGAAAAAAGCAGUGCAUGGAAGUGCUUAGAAAUACCUUUAAAAGACAUGGAGAAUUAAAUAAAUAAAUAAAGCUUCACCUGGCCUCUGAAGUAAAAGCAAUUCCCCAUUUAUGUGGAGGUUACCUUCUGAGGCACCGCGCGUUUAAGUGAAAUCAUGGAUAUUGGGAACACAAUUGAAAAAGCCUGAAAACACCCUCUAAACCUCCUUGCUUAAACUCCAGCUCUCCACAGGCCUCAAAGGUUGGCACAAGGGCUCCUGGGAUUGCACUUGCAAAGGCUCGUGGGAUUGGCAGAUGCAGCUUUUGCACCAUUUUUGCUGUUUUGCAUUCUUUUAGGGCCGCUUUUGCUCCUCUUUGUGCCACUUCCGGGUUCACAUCGGUGCUUGCAGUCACGGUUGUGCAUGCCUUGAACACACGUAAUUGAGGAGUUGCCUGUAUAACAAAAUUGUCUCCAAGCAGGAUUCCCUAAGGAAGGACUUCCACAGAUGGGGUGGAUCAGCAUAAAAUGCCCCUCUCCCUGGGCAGGGGCAUGUUGGAGAGAGUUUGGGCAGAUGACUGCUGCAUGUGGUCAAGUUCAUAGGAGAGCAAGUAAUCCCUUUAGGGCAGCCUCCUCAAACUUCUGACUGGGCAUUGCCCACAGCAAUCUCACUGAUCAUUGCAGUGUAUCCCUAAUAAUAAUUAUUAUAUGACUCUAAGAUUAUUGUAUGAUCUGAGAAGGUUGUAUAAUCUUAGAAGGGGACGCUGUUGUGAGGGGCAUGGCUAUGACUAUCUUGAAGUGACCCUGCACUUCUGAAUUUGACACUACACUAUUGAGGGGAGUGGGGUGUUUUCCUUUUUAGAUGAAAGCAGAUGACGGAACUAGAUGGUAUGUCAGACGCAAGGCAGCUGCUGAAAACAGCACCCCCCUGUUCUCCCUGAGUACAUAGAGGGUCCACUGAGCUCCUUUGGCUGUUGCAUCACAAGACUAUGUCAGACUGUUAAGAAAUCUGCCCUGCAGGAGCACUCAACACAGGGCUGCCAUUUUAUUGCAAUUCUUUCCAGAGAUCUUUAGGACACUCUGAAUCCAGCAAUUCAGUUAUUGCAUGGAGCAGUUGGGGGAUAUAGACAGAACCUCCUGAUAAAGACUACAGGACGUAGUUGCAUCACAGCCAUUAAGCACUGCUUUAACCCUGUUUGGAUGCUCCCCUUCUAGGUUGAAAUUGUGACUCACACUGGACCUCACCGGCGCCUGUGGAUGGGCCCACAGUUCCAGUUCAAGACCAUCCACCCCUCAGGCCAAACCACAGUCAUCUCAUCCAGCUCUUCAGUGCUUCAGUCACACGGCCCUAACGAUACCCCACAGCCUCUCCUGGACUUUGAUACGGAUGACCUGGAUCUCAACAGUCUCAGGUGAGAGAGAGAGAGACCGAGACAAAAACACUAUUCAUUUUGCAUUUCCUUGGUUGUUAUCCUUCUGGCCAUACACAGCCAGCUGCUUACUGACAAAAGUGAUUCUCUCGCAUAAAGUGUGGGCCAAAUCCCAUCAAGCCAGUCUGCUGAGGGCUGUGUUGGCAAUGGGUCUUUAACUGGCCCCAGUUGCCGAGUGAGGGGCGAAGUCCCCUCCAUUUGGGCACAACAGCUGAGCACAGUUGCUCAGUCACUUCCAUGCAGUGGUGGCUCAUGUUCCAUAAUAAUCAAAAUCAAAACAAUACUUUUAUUUAUAUGCUGCCCAUCUGACUGGGUUGCCACUCUGGGCGGCUCCCAACAAAAUGAUAAGAACACUAUAAAACAUCAACCGUUAAAAACUUCCCUGUGCAGGAUUGCCUUCUCGUAUCUUCUAAAAGUCAUAUAAUUGUUUAUCUGUUUGACAUCCGAUGGGAGGGUGUUCCACAGGGUGGGUGCCACGGCCAAGACAGCCCUCUGCCUGGUUCCCAGUAACUUCACUUCUCACAAUGAGGGAACCGGCAGAAGGCGCUCAUAGCUGGACCUCAGUGUCCGGGCUGAACAAUGAGGGCAGAGAUGUUCCUUCAGGUACACUGGUAAGAUGUAGGGAGCCCAACAAUGGAGCCAGAGCCAAUGAUUGGCUGAGCCAGAGCCAAUGACAGGAAGAGGCAACUAAUUCUAGUUUUACCCCAUGAUCUUUUCUGAUGAGUUCUACAAGGGGCAACAAUGAGACUGAGGAAACUGACGGUCAGUGCCACCUCCUUGACUGGUUCUAAGUAAGGGGACAGGGAGAUGGUGGCUGGCUGAGGGCAGACUGAGCUUGGUGGGGCCGUGCGCCAUUUCCCCCAUAUGGACCAGCCUCCGCUGCUCUGGUACUCAAGCUGAACUGAGGAAUGCCUUGAAUAACCUUCUCGUGUAUAAAACACAUAGUUUUUCAUUAUUUUGUUAUUACCGGGCACAGCUAAAUCAUAUGGUAGAAAUAUGCUCCUUUGCCAGCAGCGAUAACAUCCCAGGAUAACAAAGCAGAAGCGAAUGCUGGUUCACGGCUUCUGUUCUUUCUUAGAGUGACUCAUAACCUGAGUGGAGAAGAACAUCGCUUAUUUAGCCUCACUUGUACUCUCUGGUUUUCUCUACCCCAUUCUAAUGCAUUUGGAUUGAUAUGGAUAUAUAAAAUCGUAAAAGCAGGCAGGACGGAUCUGUUGAGAGUGUGCUGAAGGCAGACUUGGGCAGGAGCGGGAAGCAGACAGUUCAACUGAGCCGCUAGCACAAUCCAAUGGGAACAUCUCCUGCACAAAACAGAGAAAGGUUCCCCCCCCCAUAAUACCAGGACUCUGGGGCACCCAAGGAAGCUAGUUCCCAUUAAGAGGCAGUGAUGGCUACCAACGUGGAUGAUCUUAAAGGAGGAUUAGACUAAUUCAUUGAGGACAAGGCUAUCAAUGGCUGCCAGCCAUGAUGGCUAUGUUCUGCCCCCACUGUCGGACAGUAUGCCUCUGAAUGCCAGUGGCCGGGAAUCAUAAGUAGGGAGAGUGCCGUUGCACUCAGUUCCCAUGUUCAGGCUUCCCAUUAAGGUAUCUGGUUGGCCACUAAGAACAGGCUGCUGGAUUAGAAUGGCCACUGGCCUGAUCCUGCAGAUGCUUCUUAUGUUCUUCCAGAGAAUGGGAACUACACCAGAAUAGGAGCCAGGCAGUUUCAAUCCAUUUUGGAAAGGCUUAUACGGAAGGACUUCCUAAUGGAUUGUUCUGCAGGAUAAUUAGUCUGUGAAUGGUGCCAUAUUUCUUUCUUUGUUACAUUCAUACCCCACCUUCCCUCCCCUUUCAAGCCCUCCCCUUUCUCCUCACAACAACCCUGUGAGGUAGCUGAAGAUGAGAGACAGAGACAGACAGACAGACAGACAGACAGGGAAUGAAUGAAUGAAUGAUGUUCAGGCUCAUUCAAUUAGCUUUGUGACAUCCCCCCCGUCCUAGUUCCUCAAGGGCUGAGGAAUCUGGUGCCCUCCCAAGGCUGUUGAACUCCAAUUCACUUCCGCUCCAGCCAGCAUGGCUCAGGGUCAGAGAUUACGAGGGCUAUAUUCCAACAACACUUGGAGGGCCACAGGUUCCCCACCCCUGGCUCCAACCACAGCACCAGAAUGGCUCUCCAUAGGGUGUUUCCAUCCUGAGCAUGAAAGCAUCUUGAGCCUUCCCAGGUUGUACAAACAGACUUUCUGAGGGAAAAGUGCCUCUGUGUAUGAGCCAAGCUCUGCUGAGACACCACAGCUGUCCUCUGUGCAUCUGGGGCUACACAGUCCAGCUCUUUCGGGUAAUGGGUGCAACCACAGACAGACAGCACUUCUCUCUUUCUGACUUGAUGCACUUUUCUGACUUGCUACCCUUUCUGCAUUGCUAUCCUUUUUUCCUCAAUGAACCGGCAUUUACAUCUAGCCACCUGUUGCACUUUGCAUUGCAGGAUCCAGCCUGUUCGCUCUGAACCCGUUAGCAUGCCAGGGUCGUCACGUCCAACUUCUGAUCGCCGAGGAAUUUCUACAGUGGCUGAUGCUACCUCAGGUAGGGAACGUUCCUGUGAAUGGACAUGCAUGGUCUACUCAAGGGUGCCUGUAAUCAGUUGUGCGCUGACUUACUGCUCCUCAACCUUUCGUGGCUGUAGAGUGAACUUGGAAGAGUUGUUUCUCGCCCUCCGGGUGAUAAUAUUGUGA